AUGCCCGGAGAUUUCUUUUCUGCGCACCUGCGUCCAAAAUGUGUCGCAAAACGAAGCUUUCAUAUUAAAACCUCUUUUGGUUCGAGCAUUGCUGAGCGAAACAUGGACCACGCAGACAUGCAAAGCAGCGUGUCUCCUCAGCCAGCGCCGGCGCAUCACGACACCGACUCCCCGGAGGAGAGCCCGGCGAACAAAGGCAGCCCGGCGACCCCGCAGGAGCAGCAGCAGUCCCCCGCAGACGACGAACAGGCAGAGGGAGCCGCGGAGGGAGCAGAAGACGCCCCUCAAGAAAUGACUCUGGACAUCACCAGCUUCCGGAAGCCCGGGGAGAAGACGUUCACGCAGCGGUCGAGACUCUUCGUGGGGAACCUCCCGGUGGACAUCCCGGAGGAAGAGUUCAGGAAGAUGUUCGCCAAGUAUGGCAACACGAACGACGUUUUUAUCAACAGAGAGCGGGGCUUCGGCUUCGUUUGCCUGGAAACCAGGACUCUUGCGGAAAUUGCGAAAGCCGAGCUGGACGGGACCGUCCUGAAGAAUCGACCAAUCAGGAUCCGCUUCGCCACGCACAACUCUGCUCUCACGGUGCGCAACUUGCUCCCCGUGGUGACGAACGAGCUGCUGGAACAGGCCUUUUCUGAGUUUGGACCGGUGGAACGGGCGAUCGUAGUGACGGAUGACCGGGGUCGUCCCACUGGGAGAGGGAUCGUGGAGUUUGCGAACAAGCAGUCUGCGCGGAAAGCCCUGGAGCGCUGCACAGAGGGCGCUCUGCUACUGACCACCACACCUUGUCCAGCCAUCGUGGAGCCCGCGGAGCACUUGGAUGAGGAGGACGGACUGCCUGAAAAAGUGAUGCAGAAGAAUCCAAAGUACCACAAGGAACGAGAGCAGCCGCCGCAUUUCGCUCAGCCGGGGACGUUUGAGUUUGAGUACUCGUCCCGUUGGAAGGCGCUCCACGAGAUGGACAAGCAGCAGCGGGAGGUGGUGGACAGGAACAUCCGGGAGGCCAAAGAGAAGCUGGAGGCGGAGCUGGAGUCGGCCAAACAUGAACACCAGCUCAUGUUAAUGAGACACGAUCUAAUGAGACGUCAGGAGGAGCUGAGGAGACUGGAGGAGCUUCGCAAUCAGGAGCUACAGAGACGAAAGCAGAUAGAGAUGAGGCAUGAAGAGGAGAGGAGGCGCAGAGAGGAGGAGAUGAUGAGGCACAGAGAGCAGGAGGACCUCAGACGCCACCCUGAAGGCUUCAAGCCAAACUACAUGGAAAACAGAGAACAGGAAAUGAGAGGGGGUGAGCUGGGCCCUCGUGGAGCCAUUAAUAUGGGAGAUGGCUUUAACCAGGGCUCUCCGGGGCCCGCUGCUAACCCGGGUCAAAUGAUGGGCGUGAGUGGAAGGGGAGGAGCCGUUGGCCCCGAUGGGAACGCGAACAUGGGGUCACCGAUGAUGUCCGAGAAUGGAGCCAUGCGAAACGAUAGAUACCCACAAGGCGGAUCAAGCGAGGGCCGACAGGUUGAGUCCCCAAAGCAGCAGCAUCAGCAGCAGCAGCAUCAGCAGCAGCAGCAGCAGCAGCAGCAGCAGCAGCAGCAGCAGCAGCAGCAGUCGCCGUUGGGCCCUCAAGUUGGACAGGCUCCAGGAUUUGGCAGGGGAAGUCCAGUAGGGGGCGUCUUUGACGGGCCAAAUAACAAGCGCCGCAGGUUCUAACUUCUCAAAGAUGCGGUUCUCGUGGAUCUGUUACUGACCUUAUCUCCCGUCCUGGGACUUCGCUGGACUAUGUUUUUAUGCAUUCUUAAAAAAAAAUGGGACAAGAAUGCAAGCUGUGACUUAGUGGAGAUAACUCGUCCCCCCCAGUGUCUAAACACAUCUUCAGUGUUUCUACACAAAACCUUUUUACUGUUUGUUUAUUUUCUUUAUUUGAUCGAUGUUUCUUCUGGUGUGGGGUCGAUGUCCUUGGAUACACUAUAAAGCUGCUCUAGGGGAGAGGUACAGUAUGGACAAACAAAAAAGGACAUUGACAAACUGUCAAAACCAAAUACACAAACCCCCACACUCAAAAACUUGGGACUAAAUCAUGUCUACAUGUCUUAACUCAAGAUGUCCUCCCUUUUUUAAAAUACUGUGACUUUUGGAGAAUAACAUGUUUGAUCAAACAGUGAGUGAAUGUUUUUUAAAGCUUGAGUGCAUUGUGUAUUUGAUGGUUAGGAAGAAUAAAACCUUUAUAGAAAGA
This is a messenger RNA of Labrus mixtus (cuckoo wrasse), 2218 nucleotides long. It is a transcript of the gene pspc1, whose product is annotated as paraspeckle component 1. The coding region runs from base 1 to 1695 and encodes 564 amino acids. Lineage: Eukaryota; Metazoa; Chordata; Actinopteri; Labriformes; Labridae. Gene Ontology annotation, biological process: regulation of DNA-templated transcription. Gene Ontology annotation, cellular component: nucleus. The transcript is spliced from 11 exons. Gene Ontology annotation, molecular function: RNA binding. The record is from RefSeq and is a predicted model, not a curated record.